AUGCUCGCGGCCUCGGUCGACGACGAACAGGUCGAGACAGAGCUCGCCGAGGUCAAGUCACAGGCAAAAAUGAUAUUCCGACGCCUCAACCGCAACUCGGAACAACAAGCAAGCAUAGAAUCGGGCCAAUAUACGUUGCACUACCUCAUCAAAGACUCGGUCUGCUUCCUCUGCAUCUGCGACCGAUCCUACCCCCGCAAGCUCGCAUUCACCUACCUCUCCGACCUGGCGCAGGAGUUCACCACCAUCUACCCGUCCCAGCAAUACCUCUCGGCGACGCUGCGGCCGUAUGCCUUUGUCGAGUUCGACACGUUUAUCCAGAGAACCAAAAAGACGUACCAGGACAGCCGGGCCAGCGCGAACCUGGACAAGUUGAACGACGAGCUCAAGGACGUGACAAAGGUCAUGACCAAGAACAUUGAGGAUCUGCUAUACCGGGGCGACAGUCUGGAGAGGAUGGGUGAGAUGUCCGGGCGGCUGAGAGAAGACAGCAAGAAAUACAGGAAAGCCGCCGUGAGGAUUAAUUGGGAGUUGAUGUUGAAGCAGUAUGGGCCUUUUGCUGGUCUCGGCCUGAUCAUCCUCAUUUUCAUCAUCUGGAGAUUUUGGUGA
Molecule: messenger RNA, 609 nt
Organism: Fonsecaea nubica
Lineage: Eukaryota; Fungi; Ascomycota; Eurotiomycetes; Chaetothyriales; Herpotrichiellaceae
Exons: 4
Coding region: 1-609 (202 amino acids)
Biological process (GO): vesicle fusion with Golgi apparatus; endoplasmic reticulum to Golgi vesicle-mediated transport; retrograde vesicle-mediated transport, Golgi to endoplasmic reticulum
Cellular component (GO): Golgi membrane; ER to Golgi transport vesicle membrane; endoplasmic reticulum-Golgi intermediate compartment
Molecular function (GO): SNAP receptor activity
Source: RefSeq, a predicted model, not a curated record